AUGUCUGCACCACCCGCACCAAACAACCCUGGCCUUGUCUCUUCCCACGCCCAAUAUGUCAAGGGCGCUGCUGAGGAGACCAUCGGAAACGUUACCGGUGCUGAGGCAUGGAAGGCAUCGGGCGCGCAAGACAAGUCGCAAGCCGUCGACGCAAUGAAGGCGGCAUCAGCGAACCGUGAUCCCAACCAACAAGGCAUGGGAGGCAUUGAGGAGAAGGCAGGAAACCUCGUCGGCUGUGAAGGCAUGCAGAAGGAGGGUGCUGAGAGUAAGAAGCAAUAG
This is a messenger RNA of Alternaria arborescens, 279 nucleotides long. RefSeq lists its product as hypothetical. The transcript is spliced from 2 exons. The coding region runs from base 1 to 279 and encodes 92 amino acids. Lineage: Eukaryota; Fungi; Ascomycota; Dothideomycetes; Pleosporales; Pleosporaceae. The record is from RefSeq and is a predicted model, not a curated record.